CGGUGUAGUUCUCCAUCCGCUCUUCAGACCACAGAAGAAGAAGAAGCUGCUUCACAACAUUCAGCGCGAUGGAGUCCAGCGAUGCGGGUCGUGGCGGCUGGAAGACUCAUCAGAAGAGUAAACUGAAUGUGAUCAUGAGACAGGAGGAGCUGAUCGCUCAGAAGAAGAGAGAGAUCGAGGCCAGACUGAAAGAACAGGCUCAGAAGAAGCAGAAGCCCGUCCAGAACCAGAACCUGAACCUGGACCAGAACCAAUCCAGCAGUUCUCCUCCCUCAGAGGCAUCUUCUUCAUCAUCAUCCUCAUCCUCCUCCUCCUCAUCCUCAUCAAACAAGUUUGUGAACGACGGCAGUUUCCUGCAGCAGUUCCUGAAGAUGCAGCGAGAGAAAUCCAGCGCUGAUGAAGGAUCGGCCGGCUCCACCCCCAGCGCUCAGAGCCCGCCCUCAGCCGGAGGUCAGGCUCAGAAGAGGAGCGUUCUGAUCGGAAAGCGGCCCGGUCUGGGGGUCAGCAGCAUGAUCAAUCAGUUCAAGAACUACUCUCCAUCCAAGAAGACAGCGCUGCCCGCGGCCCGACCCAGUGUGUUCAGCUCCCCCGAUGAUGAAGAGGAGGAGGACGAUGAUGCAGACUACCUGGAGGUCAAAGUUUCCCCCCCAGAGGACGGAGAUCUGCGUCUCGUCAUCGAUAAGAUGGCCUCGUUUGUCGCCGAAGGCGGUGCUGAGCUGGAGAAGAAGGCCAUGGAGGACUACAGAGACGAUCCCGUCUUCUCGUUCUUGUUUGAGAAGAGCAGUAAGGAGUUUCUGUACUACAGGAGGAGAGUGGCGGAGAUCAGACGAGACGCGUCGCAUCAGACCGAUGUCUCCUCCUCAGUGGAUGACAGCACCAGGAAGGUGGCGGAGAAACUGGCGCGCUUCGUGGCGGACGGCGGCACGGAGGUGGAGAUCAUGGCUGCUCAACACAACCGAGACAAUCCCGCCUUCAGUUUCCUGUACGACUAUCAGAGCGCGGCUCAUCGCUUCUAUAAGGCUAAAGUGGACGAGUUCCGUCAGGAUAAGAGCAGCAGCGAAUCGCAGACGGCCGUCUCACAGGAACACACACACACCGCCGCCAAGAGGAAGAGGAAGAGCCGCUGGGGAGCCGAGGAUGAUAAAGUGGAGCUGCCCACGCCAGCGCUUAUCAGCCCUGCUGCUCCAGCGGCCGGAUCCAGCACUCCUGCACUGACAGAUCAGGAGCUGAGCAGUCUGGGUUAUAAGAAGGGGAAGCCGGUGGGUCUGGUGGGUGUGACAGAGCUGUCAGACGAUCAGAAGAAACAACUCAAAGAACAACAGGAAAUGCAGGAGAUGCUCGACAUGAUCAUGAAGCACAAGCGUGCGAUGCAGGACAUGCAGCUGUUGUGGGAGAAAACCAUCAAAAACCACCAGCACGAGUACGACAGCGAUGAGGAGCUGGAUCCUGAGGACGGAACCUGGGAGCAUCGGCUCAGACAGAUGGAGAUGGAGAAGACCCGAGAGUGGGCGGAGCAGCUGACGGACAUGGGCAAAGGGAAGCACUUCAUUGGUGACUUCCUGCCUCCGGAUGAGCUGGAGAAGUUCAUGGAGACGUUUAAAGCUCUGAAGGAGGGCAGAGACCCAGAUUACUCAGAGUACAAAGAGUUCAAGCUGACGGUGGAGAACAUCGGCUUCAAGAUGCUGAUGAAGAUGGGCUGGAAGGAGGGCGAUGGUCUGGGCUCAGAUGGACAGGGCAUCAAAAACCCCGUCAACAGGUGGGGCACACACAUUGACCAAUGCGCCCUCUUGUGGCCUCAGGAGAGAAGCCAAAAGCUUUUUAAGAGUGACGAUGAGUACGAUGCUUUCCGUAAGAGGAUGAUGCUGGCGUAUCGCUUCAGACCGAACCCUCUGAACAAUCCCAGAAGGCCGUACUACUGAACGCCGCAGCAUCUCCUCUGGACCUACUUUUUUUUUGUUUAGUCUUUUUUUGAAUUAUGAUGCGCUUUAUUUCAGAAAAUAGAAAAAAAAAUUCACCUGAGUACAUUUUAAUAAGCCCUUCACACGUUUCUGUUUGUUUCUUUAAAGAUGCUGAUUUAUUACAUUUAUUCAAAACUGUAAAAGCCCCUGAUAUAGUCAGCUGCGCAAUAUAAUAUUAACAUCAGUGCAGGUUUUAUGUGUGUUUUACCCAUUGAUGAGCACAGAUAUUAUAAAUGAAACCCCACGACAAACCCUCUCAGUCAUUUCGGGCUCGUUACAGUCCUGAUUAAACGGAUUCAACCGUCUGUCAUUGACUCUGUGAGAUCAAUUAAACGCCUGUGCUCUCA
Molecule: messenger RNA, 2305 nt
Organism: Sinocyclocheilus rhinocerous
Lineage: Eukaryota; Metazoa; Chordata; Actinopteri; Cypriniformes; Cyprinidae
Product: SURP and G-patch domain-containing protein 1-like
Exons: 14
Coding region: 69-1919 (616 amino acids)
Biological process (GO): RNA processing
Cellular component (GO): nucleoplasm
Molecular function (GO): RNA binding
Source: RefSeq, a predicted model, not a curated record